AAACGCGCACGCACUCGGGUCGCGCGCUCCACCGCUUCAUGUAUACCGCGACUGCGACGCGUUGCGUAUACCGGUUACCGGAGCUCCGGCGCCGCGCCGCCGCCGUUUAACCGCGCUCGCUCGCUCGCUAACACACACACACACAAACACAUACACUCGUGUGGAUAAAGCGUAUAUACCGUAAACGCGCAUUUAUAGUUGCGGUACCGCGUUUGUAUAGUGCGCGCGGCGACGUCGUUAGGUAGUGCAGUCGCUUCGGCUGUCGGGUUUAUACCGUCUUCUUCGCCGACAACAAUAUUAUAUGAUCGUAUUAUAGUCAUCGUCAUUAUUAUUAUUAUUAUUAUUAUUCCUAUUAAAAUACUUCCUUCGUUAAUAAAAUAUCUAGGCGGCGACGAGAAACUCGGCGGUCGUCAACACGUGGUCUUUUUUUUCCGUUAAAUAAUAUUUUAUCACCUUUAAUACCGCCGUCCGAUAUUAUCGCAGUGCGUAUCGUAAAUAAUAAAUAAUAAAUUUUAACGUACACACGCCGGUACAGCAAUCAUCACUACUGACGACGGACGAGCGAUUCGCGAGCGUGGCGGCGUCGAGGGACGGAAGGAAGCGAAAAAAAAGAGCGGGGAAACGCGGUCGUAAAAGUAUAGUAAAAAAAAAAAAAAAAAAACACUUUACUACAACCGCGGUAGGUGCACCGCCACUGCUACCGCCGCCACCACGGUUGCCACCGCUGCCGCCCGUCACUCGCCAGCGCUGUCGAAAGUUUGUUUGUAUUUUUUUUUUAUUUUUUUUUUUUUUUUUUUUGUCGACGGCGCGUCUGUUUUUUUCCCUUCCACAACCCGUCGGCCUACCGAUGGCCUUGAAUUGUUCCACCGCGAUCUACCGCCACCACGUUUUUAAAACACUCCGUCGUUGACGGCGACGUGACAAAGAAUCCGGUCUGUUACGUAUUUACCGAACGCGACGAUCGCGGAGGACCGCCGUGGCGGGAUGGUGGUCAAGGGUGCUCAGAUGACCGGUGGCGGGGGCGGCAUCGCCGCUCCCGGUUCCGGGAACACCGGCGAUGGGCUGUUGGACGCCUAUGCCAAGAUGACGGCCGACAUACUGGCCGAAAGGUCGCUGGGUGACUUCCUGUCCGAGCACCCCGGCGAGCUGGUGCGCACCGGCAGCCCGUUCCUGGUGUGCACCAUACUACCCACGCACUGGCGGUCCAACAAGACGCUUCCGGUCGCAUUUAAGGUGGUGGCGCUUGGUGAGGUUCCGGACGGCACGGCUGUGACUAUACGAGCGGGCAACGACGAGAACUUCUGCGCGGAGCUGCGCAACUGCACCGCUCUGAUGAAGAACCAAGUGGCCAAGUUCAACGAUUUGCGGUUCGUCGGCAGGAGUGGCAGAGGUAAAAGUUUUACGCUGACUAUAACUGUGAGCUGUUCGCCCCCACAAGUUACCACUUACAAUAAAGCCAUCAAAGUCACUGUGGACGGACCUAGAGAACCACGUUCCAAAACACGACAACAGCAACAGUUUCAUGCCUUUGCGUUUGGCCAAAGACCGUUCUUAUCGACACAUUUUGCUAAUCCAUUGGAUCCACUGCACAGGACUGCUGAUCCACUUGCUUUCCGCAUGCCAUCCAUGGCAAAUUGUCAAAACAUGGGCCAGUUUGCACCCCAUCAUUCUUGGGGAUACUCUCAUUCGACAGCGUACUCGACGUGGCCAGGUGGAGGCGGAUGCACGAACUUCACGCCGCCCGCGCUCGCCACCAGCUUCACCGGCACCGUCGCCGCAUCCGAACUUCACACCUCCCUGUCGGCAGGACACCAACACGACUUGUUCUCGACGUGCACGGUCAAUGCGCAGACAACAGCCGCCGUGAUGCCACCGUUUGCGGACACGACCGGCACAACCGUCAACGGCACGGGCGACCUAGAGCACCAUCUGCUGCUGUCGUCGUCGACGUCCAACUGUCACCAGCAACACGACCGGAUCGGGUUCCCGACGGUCAGGGGUUACCAGCAGCAACAGCAGUCGGCCGUCAACGACAUGGCGAUGCAGCCGCCGCCGGCGCCGGACCUGCAUCCGUCCACGUCGUCGGGUCCCCGCUCGACCGACUCGUCGGCGCCCGAUUCGCCAACAGGACCCGGCGGGACCGCGGACGACAUGAUGGCCAUCGGCCACACGCACGGUUACGAUCAGUUGAGCGGUGGCGGUUACCACAGCGGCGGCGGUCACCCGACUUCCGGCAUGCAGAUACCGGCGUCGUUGCAACUCUACUCGCAACUGUACCACGCGUCGGCGGCCGGCAACAUGACCAGACACCAUCACCAUCACCAUCACUACCACCAGCCCGGCGACAACGGGGGCGGCGGCGGCGGUGCCGGAGACGACGAUCAUUUGCAGGUUGCCGGCGCCACGCAGAGGCCGACCCAACAGGCCGUGGCCGCGGCCGACCACUCGGCCGUCUGGAGACCUUAUUGAGCGGUAGCGAAACCACGCGACACGGCCGCCGUCCGCGGAACUGCGUCGCCCGUAUUAGAUGUAUGAUGCCCUCCCACACUAUGAUUUUAAUUACGUUGUAUUUGAUAUUAUGUUGUUGCAUUUAAUGUUAUGAUACUGCAUACGAAAAUGUUUAGAUUAAAUAUAACUAAAAAAACUACUCCUAAUGUUGUAACACGUAAGAUAAUAAUGAUUAUUAUUAUUAUAUUGUAUACGAUAAUAUUAAGACUAUUCCUAGAUCAAUAUAGAUCAUAUCUGUAUUAUUACUAUCAUUACUAUU
This is a messenger RNA of Melanaphis sacchari, 2767 nucleotides long. RefSeq names its product runt-related transcription factor 1-like. Gene Ontology annotation, cellular component: nucleus. NCBI's taxonomy places the organism in Eukaryota, Metazoa, Arthropoda, Insecta, Hemiptera, Aphididae. The coding region runs from base 985 to 2469 and encodes 494 amino acids. Gene Ontology annotation, biological process: regulation of DNA-templated transcription. The record is from RefSeq and is a predicted model, not a curated record. The transcript is spliced from 6 exons. Gene Ontology annotation, molecular function: DNA-binding transcription factor activity, RNA polymerase II-specific; ATP binding; RNA polymerase II cis-regulatory region sequence-specific DNA binding.